This is a messenger RNA of Spinacia oleracea (spinach), 1617 nucleotides long. RefSeq lists its product as uncharacterized. The record is from RefSeq and is a predicted model, not a curated record. The transcript has a single exon. Bases 164 to 1306 code for a protein of 380 amino acids. Lineage: Eukaryota; Viridiplantae; Streptophyta; Magnoliopsida; Caryophyllales; Amaranthaceae.
AUUCAUAACCAUUCAUCCAUCACCCACACGUGCCACCUUUUUAGCCCACACGAGUUCCACCUUAUAGAUAAACCAUCUCCCCCAUGCAAUAACAAGAUUAACAACCCCUUAAAACCCCCCAAAAAAAAGAAAAAAAAAAGGAAAUUCUCUAAUUAGAGAAAUUAUGGGGUGUGGCGCGUCCAAGAAAGUUGAUGCUACGACGCCGUAUAUCUACCGUCCACCGCCGUCUAGUUUCGCCGUAUUCGACAUCAACGCCAUAGAAGAGCCGUGGCUUAAGCUAGACAAUGCUGCUCAACUAGAGAAUCAGCAAAAUAAGCCUUCACACGUGCCAACUCACUUGCUUGAAAAACUCGACACGUUAGAGAAAGAAGCUUCUGAUGGUCCUGGCACGUGGGAGGAAGUUAGCAAGGCGUUGCAAGACCUUAAGAAGCCAGGACCGGUUGUCAAUAAGCCCGGCCCGGACCCGAUCCCAGAAUCAGGCCCGCCCAUGAAGAAGAACUUCUCCUUCCACACGCUUGAGGAUUUGGAAGCGAAGAAGGACGAAGAUGGUGAGAAGAAGAAGCCGCAGCUUCGUAAAACUGAGUCGAACAAGGAUUUCUCAGCAUUGGAGAGUAGUAAUGAAGCUAAAAACCAGCUGAGUCGGCUGAGGAAGACUGAGUCGACUAGGAACGAGUCGCUUGUUCCGGUUUUGAAUUCGGGCGGGGUGAGCGGGUCACUGAAGGCGAACCCGUUUAUAAUGAAGGACCGGUUGGAGAAAGAGAAGGAAGGAAAGGAGGCCGUGUUUGAUAAGAUAAUGAAGAGUAAACGGGACCCACUUAGCGAUUUUCCCGAGGUAUGUCCUCCUAAUGGGGCCCACUUAGUGGUUCUAUAUACGACUACGUUAGGAGGAGUAAGGAGGACUUUUGAAGAUUGUAACCGGGUCCGGGCUAUCCUAGAGAACCAUCGGGUCGUGUUCGACGAACGGAACGUGUCGUUACACGGCCCGUUCCUAGGCGAGUUGAAGGAGUUGGUGAGCGUUGAUAACGGGACGGGAGUCCCGGUGCCGAGGUUGUUUGUGAAAGGGAGGUAUUUAGGAGGGGCGGAGGAGGUGGUGGAGCUAAACGAGUCGGGUAGACUCGGGCGGAUACUAAGUUCGGCCCAAGUUGAAAGAGGGCUUGGUUGGCAUGGAUGUGAAGGGUGUGGUGGGGCCCGGUUUGUGCCAUGUAUGGAAUGUGGAGGGAGUUGUAAGUUGAUAGUUGGAAAUGAUAAGGAAAGAUGUCCCAAGUGCAAUGAAAAUGGUUUAAUUCAUUGUCCUCUAUGCCACUAGUGAUGUCAAAAGAGUGAGGUUUGUGAGAACAAGCCAAUAGGGCAAUACAAAUUAUAAAAGAGGAGGAAUUCAGACUUGUAAUUUAUUGUACACAGGUUAAAAACUCUCAUCUUAACCACUAGAUUAAUUAAAAUCUUAUUGGUUUUGUGGGAAUACAAUAUGAAUGCAUAUGUUAAUGAUCCAUACUUCAUAGUAGUAGAUUUAGAUUUUUCAACUUUCUAUACUAAUGUAUUAUUGUCAAAAUGCUUUGAGAUUUUGUAAAGCUUUGUUUAAAUUGAGUGAUUCUUAUCCUCAUUUUUUGUCAAUUUUAA